UUCAGACAGCCAGAGAGAGGAGAUGGGCUCAUCUCACCAAUUGUAAAAUGGAACAAAAUAGGAAGUUCUUAGAAGUCCUCACAGCUCACUGUACAGCAGGGGAGAUCAACUUACAAGGCAUGCAGGGCCUCAGCUGUGCUCUGACCUCACCGAGAGGCCAGAUAUAUAGUAAUAAGUAUAUGUAAUGCUACAAAAAUAUCAAAAUGACAUACUACAGGAGAGGGUCAGAGACUGCGGACACAGUACAGGAGACGGUCAGAGACUGCGGACACAGUACAGGAGACGGUCAGAGACUGCAGACACAGUACAGGAGACGGUCAGAGACUGCGGACACAGUACAGGAGACGGUCAGAGACUGCGGACACAGUACAGGAGACGGUCAGAGACUGCAGACACAGUACAGGAGACGUACAGGAGACGGUCAGAGACUGCGGACACAGUACAGGAGACGGUCAGAGACUGCGGACACAGUACAGGAGAUGACCAGAGACUGCGGACAUAGUACAGGGGAUGACCAGAGACUGCAGACAUAGUACAGGAGAUGACCAGAGACUGCAGACAUAGUACAGGAGACAGUCAGAGACUGCGGACA
Molecule: messenger RNA, 592 nt
Organism: Staurois parvus
Lineage: Eukaryota; Metazoa; Chordata; Amphibia; Anura; Ranidae
Source: the annotation of a GenBank genome assembly